This is a messenger RNA of Cryptomeria japonica (Japanese cedar), 2804 nucleotides long. RefSeq lists its product as uncharacterized. The transcript is spliced from 2 exons. The record is from RefSeq and is a predicted model, not a curated record. Lineage: Eukaryota; Viridiplantae; Streptophyta; Pinopsida; Cupressales; Cupressaceae. The coding region runs from base 76 to 1548 and encodes 490 amino acids.
GACUAGUUGAUUUAUGUAGAGGAAAACAAGGUCAUUCAACUCAAGUAUUCAGUAACUCUUUGAUUCAUAGUUGUUAUGGAUUUCGAAACUGUGACGGUGAGGCCUAACCAGCUAAGGUUCACUCAAGACUCCAUUGCAGAUCAUUUCAAUCUUGAGGGCGGACAGGAAUUUCUGCUAAGGGACGCUUUGAGUGACCUUCGCUCAAAUCGACUCCAGGCGAGCGUCUUUCCACUGAUAGAGGUGGCCAGAGAUGAGGAUGGUGUACUCUGGUCCAAAGAAAACAGACGCCUCUGGCUCUUUAGGAAAGCCGGCGUUUCCACCAUAGAAGUGAAUCUGUAUUCCAGGCCACUUUUCAGAGCACCUUCCGAACCCCAUUUAAGAGAGGAAAUGGGCAGGGAAGAUUACUUUCCAAGAGUAAGGAAGCGACCUGUAAUAAGGCAAAGGAACCCACCAUUCAGGGUAGAGCAAGAAAGUAUAAGGACGCCUUAUCCCUAUGGAAGGGUGGAGAGACAACCCUCACCAGAUUUCUCUUGUCGAGAGGAGGUGAGGUCGGCACAAGAGAGAGAGGCUCCACCAGUUUUCUCAUAUCGAGAAAAGGUGAGGUUGGCUCAAGAGAGACGGGACCAAAGUCGAAAUGAGGUGAGGUCAGUGCAAGAGAGACAGGUGUGGUUGGCUCAAGAGAGAUGGGACCAAAGUCGAAAUGAGAUGAUCACCUCAUUUCAAGAGAGACAGGUCCCAUCAGCUUUCUCAUUUGGAGGGGAGUUGAGGUCAGUGCAAGAGAGACAGGCCCCAUCAGCUUUCUCAUGUGGAGAGGAGUUGAAGUCAGUGCAAGAGAGACAAAUUUUAUCAAUUUUUUCAUCUCAAGAGGAGAUGAAGUCGGCACAACAGAGACAACAUUCAUCAAGUUUGUUCUAUCGAGAAGAAGAGGUGAGGUUGUCGCAAGAGCGACAACACUUACCAAUUUUAUCACGUCAAGAGGUGAUGUUGGUGCAAGACAUACAUGCUUCACCGAUUUUCUCAUGUCCAGAGGAAGUGAGGUCAGUGCAAGAGAGACAACAACCACCAUUUUUCUCAUGUGGAGAGGAGGUGAGGUUGGCACAAGAGAAACAACACCCGCUAGUUUUCUCAAGGCAAGACAAGGUGAGAUCAACAAAAAGAAGACAAUCCCCACCAAUUUCCUCAUGUCCAAAGGAGGUGAAAUCGAAGCAAGAUAGAUGGAAUCCACCUGUUUUCUCAUGUCAAGAAGAAGUGGGAUCACAACAAGAGAGACAAGCUUCACCAUCUUUCUCAUAUGAAGAGGAGGUGAGGUCAGAGCAAGAGAGACAAGGUCCACCGGAUUUGAGGUUAGAGCAAGAAAGACAAAGUCCACCAGAUCCGAGGUUAGAGCAAAAGAGACAAGAAGGUCCACCAGAUCUGAGGUCAGAGCAAGAGAGACAAGAUCCACCAGAUCCCUCUCCCAACAAAGAAACGUCUGGAUUAGGAAUGAUUCUCGUACCUGCAGCUGCAACUGUAUUAAUAUGGGUUGCGCGUAAAUGGUUUGGAUUUUAAGGCCAUUGAAAUUGAGGGUUGAAGAGGAUUUCCUUUACUUUUGGGAGUGAUUCUUCUUUUAACGCAAAUGGGAGGAAGCAAGCAUUGUCAAAUCAAACUGUGUAGUGGGGCUCCUUGUACCAAUCUCCACUACCUAACUUAAUCUUUCAUCAAUUCUGCGAAAGAAGCUGGAAAUUCACUGUGAUAGUGAAUUAAGAGAGUACUGCAAUCCACUACUUGAUUUAUAUAGAGUUAAACAAAGUGGGUAUUCUGCAACUCCUCCUCCAUUGUUGUUAUGGAUCGUGAAAGUGUGAAGGUGAGGCCGAACCAGCUAAGGUUCAGUCAGGACUCCAUUGCAGAUCAUUUCAAGCUCGGCAAUGGGAAGGAAUUUCUGCUAAAGGACGCUUUGAGUGACCUUCGCUCAAAUCGACUCAAAGCCAGCGAUUUUCCACUGAUAGAGGUGGCAAAAGAUGAGAAUGGUGUACUGUGGUCGAAUGACAACAGGCGCCUCUGGCUGUUUAGAAAAGCUCAAAUUUCCACAGUAGAAGUGAAUCUGUAUUCCAGGCCACUUUUCAGAGCACCUCCUGAACCCCAUCUGAGAGAGCGAAUGGGCAAGGAUAAUUACUUUCCAAGAGUAAGAAAGCGACCUUUGAAUGCCCAGAGGAACCCACCAUCGCAACAAGGUAAAAAGGCGCCGCCGCCGGUUUUCUCAUGUGGAGAGGAGGUGAGAUCGGAGCAGGAAAGACGGGCGCCGCCGGUUUUCUCACGCCGAGAGGAGGUGAGAUCGGCGCAAGAGAGGCGGGCGCCGCCGGUUUUCUCAUAUCGAGAGGAGGUGAGGGCUGAGCAACGCCCACCGGAAACGCCCAGUUUGGGAGAGAUACUCAUACUUGCAGCCCUUACUGUAUUGAUAUGGGGUGUGCGUAAAUUGUUUGGAUUUCGAGGUAGCUGAAACUGUGAUGAAGUGUUUUUUUCUUUUUUCUUUGCAGGAGGUUUUCUAUAUGUUAAGUUUUUUAUGGAUCAGUUAAGAUACAUAUUUAGGAUCUGUUUUAAAGGGUUUUUGGUCUAUUAGUGAAGUUGAAUAGUUUCAAACUAGUUCAUUGUAGUUAUUUUGGAUUUUUUUUGACAUAUUGUGUAUAUAAAUCAAGGACAAGUGAAAUCUUUUUAGUUAUAAGUUGGAUUAUAAUAGACCUUGAUUGGAUUACAAUGGAUCCUGAUAUUUUGUCUUCAGAGACCUAAUGAAUUUCUUAAGAGUAUAAGAAGUUUCUUAAGAUCAUUAA